Sitophilus oryzae (rice weevil) is the source of this 740-nucleotide messenger RNA. It is a transcript of the gene RpL13A, whose product is annotated as 60S ribosomal protein L13a. Gene Ontology annotation, molecular function: structural constituent of ribosome; mRNA binding. The transcript has 5 exons. Gene Ontology annotation, cellular component: cytosolic large ribosomal subunit; ribosome. The record is from RefSeq and is a predicted model, not a curated record. Lineage: Eukaryota; Metazoa; Arthropoda; Insecta; Coleoptera; Curculionidae. The coding region runs from base 88 to 702 and encodes 204 amino acids. Gene Ontology annotation, biological process: translation; negative regulation of translation.
UUGCGCCUUUUUAGCGGAAGCGGAUUUGAACAAACGUCACUUACGACAUUUUGUCGUCCAUCUGUCUUUUCCGUAAAGGACAGAAACAUGACGGGGUUUAGCGAAAAGGCUAUCCUAAUCGAUGGCAGAGGCCAUUUGUUGGGCCGAUUGGCGGCAAUCGUCUCAAAGACCCUCCUACAAGGCAACAGAAUCAUUGUUGUAAGGUGUGAACAACUGAAUAUUUCAGGAAACUUUUUCAGGAAUAAAUUGAAGUUUAUGUCCUUCCUUCGUAAAAGAUGUAAUGUAAACCCAGCCCGUGGACCUUUCCAUUUCAGGGCCCCAUCUAGAAUUUUUUGGAAAACAGUUAGAGGUAUGUUACCCCAUAAAACGGAAAGGGGAAAGCAAGCACUUCGUAGAUUGAAGGCCUACGAGGGAAUUCCACCUCCAUAUGACCGAAGGAAGCGUGUUGUAGUUCCGGGAGCAUUAAGAGUAAUCUGUUUGAAACCUGGCAGGAAGUUCUGUCACGUUGGUCGUCUGUCUCAUGAAGUGGGAUGGAAGUACCAAUCAGUUGUGCGAACUCUAGAGACCAAACGUAAAGUUAAAGCAGUUCUGUCUAUCCGUAAGCGUGACAAACUUAAGAAGCUGACCAAACAGGCUUCCGAGAAAGUUUCCAAGCAAGUGAAACCAUUCACAGAGGUGAUUAAUUCGUAUGGUUAUAACUAAAUUGUAAUUUAAGAGUCCAAAUAUAAAAUUUAUUAAUA